This is a messenger RNA of Blepharisma stoltei, 935 nucleotides long. Lineage: Eukaryota; Ciliophora; Heterotrichea; Heterotrichida; Blepharismidae. The record is from the annotation of a GenBank genome assembly.
AUGGAUAGUCAAAGCUUAAUUAAAGAACUUAUAGAACUCCGAGCUCUAAAACAAGAGAAAGACUCUUUUAAAGAAGCCCACAAAAAGCUAUUAGCUCAAAUUUCUAAUUUAGAAGUUACGAUAACUGAGCUUAACACAAUAAUUGAAGUCAAAGAUGAGGAAAUAAGGAAAAUCAAAGAAGCAUAUGGCUCAGCUGUUUCUCAAAUCAAACAGCUGCAAGAUAAAAUAAAAGACCCAGAAACGAAAGUUAUGGCAAGAUCAUUGGAAAAUAGCAACAAAAAUCUUCAGGAAUCAUUAUUUCAGAUGCAAAUAAGCUUGGAGCAAUCAAAUCAUUUGAAGAAUACUUAUGAACAAAAGUUCAAAGAAGCUACAAAGAAGUUGAUGGAAAAUAAAAUAAGCAGCCCUUCACAAGAUUUGAGACAAAUAAACGAAAAUCUAUGAUAAUCGCAUUAAAUGCUUAUAUAAUAUCAUCAUAAAAUAGAAAAUACAAAAUUUAACGGAUUAGAAUAGUAAAGCAACUUGAAAAAAAAGAAAUCGAAAUCAAAGAAUUAAAAAUAGCCUACGAAAAGCAGAUUAAAGCCAGAGAUUUGGAGCUACAAGAACUUAAAUCAAUGUAUGAAAGAAGCGUAGAUGCUCCUUAUCACAGCAUAAUGAACACUGAAAUUUCGAUAGCUAAAGUUGAAGUUCCUCAAAGAGCAAAAACGACUCUGACUCAAAGCGUUACUUUACUACCUUCUUCACAGUCAAAAACUCGAAGGCAAGAAAGAGCAACUUCUUCGAGAAGCAAAAAGCCUCCUAGUUUAGACCCUGAAAAGUCAAAGACAUUAAAACCUUUAUCAUCCCCAAAAAGCAAUACUUUGACAAGCUCCAGCUCUUCUUCACGCUAUGUUCCAAGCUUUUUAAGAAAAAGAUUAACUCCAAGCGAUUUAUUGUAA